CUGUCACUGUCAAAACUUAAGGAAAGCAAAACAAAAUCUAUUUUAUUCUAAUAAAAACUAAAUAUUUUUAAUGCAAAUGCACUGAAAUAACAAAAUAAAACUUAAAAAAUGACUGCAGAAGACACAGAUUCAAGUGGCAGUGACUACGAAGUGGAACACUACGUUCGUCCAGACAAAAUCCGCAAACAAGUAAACGACGAUAGUGCUGAUUUGCUAGGAAACUUUGAUGAUGAAAAAAGGAAAGAAAUUUUCGAAGGUAAAUACGACGAAACAAAAGAUAAUAAAAACCCUAGCGACGGAGAAAACGACGAUGAAGAAGUAAAAGACUUUAGUGGAGGUGAAUCUGGAAAUGAAGCUAAAACAAAUAAUGCUUCCGAUGAUGAUGAAGAUGACGAAGAAAUGGAAGAUGAAAAAGACGAAGAACCAACCACAAAACUAACAUCCGAACAAUUGGCAUCUUUGAUGCGUGGCGCUAGCAAAGCCAAUCGAUUUGUACUGUAUGUGACAAAUCUGAACUUUGACACAGUUAAAGAAGAUUUGGAAGAUUACUUUAGCCAAGCUGGCGAAGUGAAAAGUGUUCGUAUUCCCAAGAAACGACGAGGUGGUUUUGCAUUUGUCGAGAUGGCCAAUAUUGAUGGUUUUCAAAGAGCUUUUGCUCUACACAAUACCGAUUUGCAGGGCAGGAAGAUUAAAGUGCAAAUAUCGGAAGCUGGCAAGAAGAAAUCUGCCAAUAAAAAGAAUAUUAUGAAGCAAAAGAAUCGAAAGUUGGCUGAAAUGAGAAGUGAACAGAAAUUCUUCACAAAAAGUGGCAAAUAUUAUGAUAAGACUUUGAAGAAGGAAAAGGCAAAGGAAUUGUUGGCCCGCAAGAAAUGGAGGAGAAAGCCUGGGCCAAAACCAACGUAAUUUAUUCAAUAUUAAAUUUAAAUUUGUAAUUUUGCUUAUUUUUAAUAAAAUAUUUUAUUUUGCGUUCCUAAUUGAAAGAA
Molecule: messenger RNA, 983 nt
Organism: Episyrphus balteatus (marmalade hoverfly)
Lineage: Eukaryota; Metazoa; Arthropoda; Insecta; Diptera; Syrphidae
Exons: 1
Coding region: 109-903 (264 amino acids)
Molecular function (GO): RNA binding
Source: RefSeq, a predicted model, not a curated record